Molecule: messenger RNA, 471 nt
Organism: Zasmidium cellare ATCC 36951
Lineage: Eukaryota; Fungi; Ascomycota; Dothideomycetes; Mycosphaerellales; Mycosphaerellaceae
Exons: 2
Coding region: 1-471 (156 amino acids)
Source: RefSeq, a predicted model, not a curated record
AUGAAAUCCAUCUCGCCCCUCAUACUCCCCUUCCUCGCCCUCCUAACAACGAAAUCCACCACUUUCGCCCAAGAAACGUCCUCUUCCUCUUCAUCAACACUCCACAUCCCAGGCCCAAUGGAACAAAGCGUCACCGCACUCUCCGGCACAAGAUCCACCAUCACCACCAGCAAUUCAGCAACAUCUUCCCACCUCUCGGCACCCGGACCCAUGGAGCAGAGUCUCACUACUACAGCUUCAGAUUCGGCGACCACCGCAACGUACUCUUCUUCAACAGCGGAAUCGUCUUCACCGACGACGACUUCAAGUGAGUCUUCUGGAUCUGCAGGCAAUUUGGGCGAGGAUGCCACGAGGACGGGCGUGAGUCAGAGUCAGGAUACGUCUGCUGCGGAUGCUGUGCUUGGAGGAGGAAUGAAGCUGGAGCAGGUGGUUAUGAUGGGUUUGGGCGUGGGCGCUGCCUUGGCGGUUUAG